Molecule: messenger RNA, 2344 nt
Organism: Pantherophis guttatus
Lineage: Eukaryota; Metazoa; Chordata; Lepidosauria; Squamata; Colubridae
Gene: HSF1
Product: heat shock transcription factor 1
Biological process (GO): regulation of DNA-templated transcription
Molecular function (GO): sequence-specific DNA binding; DNA-binding transcription factor activity
Source: RefSeq, a predicted model, not a curated record
UGCCCGUUCCUUCUGAGGGAGCGAGUGCGCAGCGCGGCGUCGGGCUUUGGCGAGGCCGGAUCAGCCGCGGCCGCUAGUCGUUUCCGCGCCGCCCGCUCCGGCGGCAGCAGCGGAGCCCGUCGCAGGGCCUGCCCGGCCCAGGAAAGCGGGCCGGGCCUGGGCCGCCACCGCUAGCAUGGAGCCCCCCGGCGCCGUGGCCGGAGGAGGCAGCAACGUGCCGGCCUUCCUCACCAAGCUGUGGACGCUGGUGGAGGACCCGGACACGGACGCGCUCAUCUGCUGGAGCCCGACUGGAAACAGCUUCCAUGUUUUCGACCAAGGCCAGUUUGCCAAGGAGGUCCUUCCCAAGUAUUUCAAACACAACAACAUGGCCAGCUUUGUGCGGCAGCUGAACAUGUACGGUUUCCGAAAGGUGGUUCACAUCGAGCAGGGGGGGCUGGUCAAGCCCGAGAAGGAUGACACUGAAUUCCAGCACCCCCACUUUCUCCGAGGCCAGGAGCACCUCCUGGAGAACAUCAAGAGGAAAGUCACCAACAUAUCCAGCAUAAAGAACGAAGACAUUAAGGUUCGCCAGGACAGCAUGACCAAAUUGCUGACCGAUGUCCAACUGAUGAAGGGCAAGCAAGAGAGCAUGGACUCCAAGCUGAUCGCCAUGAAGCACGAGAACGAGGCUCUGUGGCGGGAGGUGGCCACUUUGCGUCAGAAGCACACACAGCAACAGAAGGUCGUCAAUAAGCUCAUCCAGUUCUUGAUUUCCUUGGUGCAGUCCAAUCGUAUCCUUGGGGUGAAGAGGAAGAUCCCCCUGAUGUUGAACGACGGCAGUUCCCCCCACAGCAUGCCCAAAUACGGCCGGCAGUACUCCUUGGAGCACCUCCACAGCCCGUCCCACUACUCGGCAUCCUCCCCAGCAUAUGGCGGCCCCAAACUUUACUCUCCAGAUUCCGGCCCGAUCAUCUCCGAUGUGACUGAACUGGCCCAGUCCAGCCCGUCUCCCUGCCCCAGCAGCAGCAGCUUUGAGGAGGAGAGGAGCAGCCCCGUGGUCCGUAUCAAAGAAGAGCCCCCGAGCCCCUCGUGCAGCCCUUCUGCAGAGGAUGUCAGCCCCCUGGGCACCCCCCUCUCGCCCUCCGCCUUCAUUGACUCCAUCUUCCAAGAGGAGCAGGCCGGCAGCACUUCUUCCACAGCCCCUCCCUCCCACGGCACCCAAGCGCAGCCCCACGAAAAGUGCCUCAGCGUGGCCUGUCUUGACAAUGUGGGUCGUGCUCCGCAGAUGUCUGAGGUCACCUGCCUUUUCCCCAGCCCUUCCUCCUCCUCUUCCUCUCUGCACUGCAGACCACAGCAAGGGAACGAGCUGAACGAGCACUUGGAGACCAUCGACUCCAGCCUGGACCACCUGCAGAACAUGCUGACCACCCACAGCUUCAGCGUGGACACGAGCGCCUUGCUGGACCUCUUCAGCCCUUCCAUGGGGGUGACGGACAUGAACCUGCCGGAUCUGGACAGCAGCCUGGCCAGCAUCCAGGAGCUCCUCUCCUCCCAAGAGCAGCAGAAGCCAGCCGAGGGAGAAGACGCCACGACAGACGCAGGCAAACAGUUGGUACAUUACACGGCCCAGCCCUUGUUCCUGGUGGACUCCAACACGGUGGACGUGGGCAGCGCGGAUGUGCCCAUUUUCUUCGAGCUGGGCGAAGGACCGGGCUUCCCAGAGGGGGAGGACUGCUUGGAGGACCCCAGCCUCUCCCUGCUCUCUGGGACGGAGCACCCCAAGCCCAAGGACCCCGCGGUCUCCUAAGGCCCAGCUCAGCCGGGAAGGCCUGCCGCAGCCACCGCCUGCCCUGCCGCGGGGCUGAGCUCCUUCGGGACAAGGGGGCCGCUGCGUGUGUGCUUCCCACGGUGGUGUGGUGGGCCCUGUUUCCGAGAGAGCGGCCCAGGGCAGGCACGGGGCGCGGAGGGACGUGGCCGUGGCGGCCAGAGGAUGUUUGUCUCGCCUGCGUGACAGUCACUCUCCGUGUCUUGAAGGCGAAGCCGCCUGUCCGAGACUCGGUGGCUCCUCCAAGCAGCCGGCCGAAGGAUGGAGGGGUCUCCGGAGGACGGCUGCAGCCCUGCCUCCUGGGGACCCCCGAGAGAAGGUUCCCCAGCCCCCACCUUUCCCCAGUGGGGUUUAUUUUAUUUCCCUUGGCUUAGCAGUGAAGGGUUUGUACAUUUACAUUUUGAUUGUUACUAGAAAAAUUGUAUUUUGAAUUUUUACAUAAGAGAAGACGCUAGCCGCCCCUUCCUCUCUCUUCUCUCACAAUAUAAAUAUCUAUAUAUACAUGCUCAAAUAUAUAUAUAUCUCUACGGAACAGCC